GCAGAGAUUCAAAGUCUGGGAGUGUGAGACCGCAUAAGUUUAGAGCCUCACAUGCUGUAGAUGGUUGGUGUGGAUCUGGAAAAAAAAAUGACCUGAGGCGGACUUGAUACGGUUGUCGUUUGGAUGUUAUUUGCAGCAGACCGGUCGGAGACAUGAACAAAUUUAAUUCCAUGCAGGUGGUGGAACCACAGAACAGGAGAGAGUCAUUUAAGUUUGUGUCAGAGGCAAAGAGGAAUGUAUGGAAGGACGGUACAGAGGAGCGGGCAGAGCCUUCCUGUUGUCUGAGUGUCAGCGAGAUCUCCUACACAGUCAGUGAGCGUGUGGGUGUGUGGUGGGAUCUACCCUCCUACAGGAAGCGACGGACUCGUCAGAUCCUCAAUGAUGUCUCCUUCCACGUGGACAGUGGCCAGAUCAUGGGCAUACUGGGAAAUUCAGGCUCAGGAAAAACCACAUUAUUGGAUGCCAUCUCAGGGAGGAUCGGACACCGUGGUACACUGCUGGGUGAGGUCUUCAUUAAUGGUAGGAAGCUGAAAAGAGAAGAGUAUCAGGACUGCUUCUCCUAUGUACUACAGAGUGAUAACUUGUUGAGUUAUCUGACUGUGGAGGAGACUCUGACAUACACAGCCCAGCUGGCCCUGCGGAAACACUCGGCCGACGCUGUCAGGAAGAAGGUGUCCGCAGUGAUGGCCGAGUUGAGUCUGAGUCACGUGGCCCAUAGUGUUAUUGGAGGUCGUGUUUUCCCAGGGAUCUCUGGGGGUGAGAGGAGGAGGGUCUCUAUUGCCAGUCAGCUACUUCAGGACCCAAGGGUGAUCCUAUUGGAUGAGCCGACCACUGGCCUGGACAGCAUGACCGCCAAUCAGAUUGUGGUGCUCCUGGCAGAGCUGGCCCGGAGAAAUCGAAUCGUCAUAGUAACCAUCCACCAGCCACGCUCCGAACUCUUCAGGGUGUUCAGCAGGAUAGCUAUCAUGAGUCGUGGAGAGCUGGUGUUCUGUGGACAGCCACCGGAGAUGGUGGACUUCUUUAGUCGAUGUGGAUAUGAGUGUCCAGAGUACUGCAACCCCUUUGACAUCUAUGUUGACUACACCUCGGUGGAUACCCGCAGCAGUGAGAGGGAGGCAGCCACGUUUAGUCGCAUGCAUGAGAUCACUUCCUCCUAUCAGCGGUCUGCCAUCUACCAGAGCAUGCUGGGAAAAAUAGAGCAGAGCCUGCAGAGGGAAGAGAAACCAGCCAUCCCCUUUAAGAGCAAAGAAUCACCCAGCGGUGCAGCCAAACUGGAAGUUCUGCUCAGGAGAACUGCAAGAAACCUGUCCAGAGAUAGGAUGGGUGUUCUGAUGCGUCUGUCUCAGAACCUGAUCUACGGACUCUUUGUUGCCUUCUUUGUCAUGCAUUUAGACAACGACGUCACCAAGGGUGCCGUGCAGGACCGCAUUGGAAUCAUCUAUCAGAGCGUCGGUGCUUCGCCCUACACCGGCAUGCUGAAUGCUGUAGCUCUCUUCCCCGCAUUGCGAGCCAUCAGUGAUCAGGAGAGUCAAGAUGGUCUGUACAGUAAAUGGCAAAUGUUCUUGGCCUACAUAUUCCACAUCCUGCCCCUCAGUAUCCUAAGUGUCGUCAUCUUCACCUCUUUCCUCUACUGGACAGUGGGGAUGCACCCUGACAGCCUACGCUUCCUGUGUUUCACUGCUGUAGUCAUGGUACCACAUAUUAUAGGCGAGUUACUGACCGUGGUGUUAUUAGGAGUGGUCCAAGACCCAAACAUGGUCAACACUGGUGUGGCUCUGCUCAAUAUUGCAGGAAUCUUGGUGGGAUCCGGCUUCCUAAGAAACACCCAGCAGAUGCCGGAGGUCUUCCAGUGGCUUGGCUACCUGACUUUCCAGAAGUACAGCUGUGAGCUGCUCAUAGUCACCGAGUUCCAUGAACUCGAAUUCACAUGCAAUAGUUCCAGACCUUUGCCGGGAGCCUGUCCGCUCACUCAUGGCAGUCAGAUCAUUGACGAAGGCUAUCCCGGCGCUCUGUCCCGAUACACACUUGACUUCCUUCUCCUCUACUCCUUCCUUCCUGCCCUCCUGCUGCUGGGUAUGAUCAGCUUCAAGAUCAGAGACAAGCUUGUACGUCACUAGAACAACUGACACCAACCAAGUAUGGUUCAGAUGAUUCAAAACAGAUUUACAGUAAGUAAGAUGAGGGAUGCUAAAGUACUGUGGCUCCUUCAAACACAUGAUCUGCAUUUGCACUUAACCCUUUCCUCUACCAUUCAAUAAAUAUUACCAGAAGUUUUUAAAGAAUAAACUAUUGUAUCACCAAUGGAAACAUUAAACCACGUGAUAUAGUAGCUAAACAACUGUAUGGUACCAGUAUUGAAAAGUACAAUAAAUGCAGCCUGAGGCUGUGUGUAGUUAAAACAAUCAAUAUUUGCACUGUUGUUAAAUGAAUUCUCUUUGUUUAAAAGUAUAAACAAAAUGCAAAAACUACAUGUAGCUUGAGUUUAAAACUAUAAAUAUAUGACAAGUUUAAUUUAAAAUUGACUAAUAGACUUCUUUGCAUUAUCAAGUACCAGAAUAGUCACAUGUCACUCAUAUUUUGCUAGUGUUAGUUUGUUCAUAUAUUGUGAUUAUGUGGUAUGAAUAGAAAGUAAUACCGGUUGAAAUAAUGUAAAAUUGUUUAUUUUUCUGGAAAACUUUGUAUCAUCAGGACACAGACAUUUAGAAAUGGCUUGAAAGGAAAAAGUAGAUCAAUAAGUUCUAUGAAUUCGCAAAUAAGUAUAUAAAAAAACAUUGAUACACCAGAAAUAAAUAAUGAAAAAUGUAUAUGUAUAUGUAACAUGUGGUGUAUGUGUGUGACCAUAAAGUUGAUUGUCAAUCAAG
Scophthalmus maximus (turbot) is the source of this 2861-nucleotide messenger RNA. It is a transcript of the gene abcg5, whose product is annotated as ATP-binding cassette, sub-family G (WHITE), member 5. The record is from RefSeq and is a predicted model, not a curated record. Lineage: Eukaryota; Metazoa; Chordata; Actinopteri; Pleuronectiformes; Scophthalmidae. Bases 153 to 2117 code for a protein of 654 amino acids. The transcript has 14 exons. Gene Ontology annotation, molecular function: ABC-type transporter activity; ATP binding; ATP hydrolysis activity. Gene Ontology annotation, biological process: cholesterol homeostasis. Gene Ontology annotation, cellular component: plasma membrane.